AACUAAACGAAUUCUAAACGGUUUUUGCCCUUUCCAUCUGAACGCCUUCGCUGUUUGGACUUGGUAUUUGUUGAUGAUGAAUUCAAUAUUUACUCCACCAGUGUACAUACAACGACACGAAUUUGUCGUCGAUUUUGUCAAGAAGAACAAACCCAAAAAGGUGAUAGACUUGGGAUGCAGUAACUGCACUCUCCUUAGGAAACUGAAGUUUCACAGAGAAAUUGAAGUGCUUGCUGGAGUGGACAUUGACAGUGACGUUAUCAGGAAUAUAAUGUAUGCCCUGGCACCGAUUCCAAGUGACUACUUGCAGCCAGGUGAUCACCCCUUGACCAUUAACCUGUACCAGGGAUCAGUCACUGAUAGGGAUCCCCGCACCAAAGGAUUUGAUCUGGUGACCAGUAUUGAGCUCAUUGAACACCUGCAACUUGAGGAUGUGGAUAUGUUCACUGAGGUUGUGUUUGGCUACAUGGCUCCUGUAGCAGCGAUCAUUAGCACCCCAAAUGCUGAUUUCAACCCACUACUCCCCAGGCUAACAGGAUUCAGACACCCCCAGCACAGAUUUGAGUGGACCAAAGCUGAGUUUCAGACCUGGGCACUGAAAGCGUGCAGAGAGUUUGGUUAUGUGGUGGAGUUUACAGGUGUAGGACAAAUUCAAGGCCAGGAGGAAAGCAUUGGGUUCUGCUCACAGAUUGGAGUGUUUCAGAGAGUCCGGUCGUUAAGUGAUGCAUCAUGCCGUCAAGGUGAUGUCACAGAGGAGCGUCUUCCAUACAGACUGCUAUAUGAUGUGGUCUACCCAAGUCUGUGCGACAAUAACAUCUUCCACAGGACCCUGAUGAACGAGGUCCUUUACUGGGCUGAGACACUUCGGAAAGGACAGAUGGUGACUGCAGGACAGGGGGGUGAACACACUGAACGGUUGGAAGAGAGAAUGGAAAGAGAAGAGAGUCAGACAGGCGGAGAACAGCAGUGCGGGAGAAGGGAAGUGAAUGAAGAGUUGGAGGGACAGACAACAGCCCAGGGUCAUGAGGAGCCCUACAGAGCAGGGCGGUCUGUGUGUAUACCCCUGGCCCGGUUGUGGUCCUGCCCCAGAGUGCAGGCACUGAGUGGUACAGUCCAGCAUCUGAAAGAAGUCCUACUGGAUGACCCCAGAGUAGAGGUGACUGAGGACGACACCGUCAUGGUGUUGGCAGGUGAUGAGGAAGACGACGAUGAGGAUCCAGAGUUGGAUGAGAACAUUAAUAAUGCAGAGACUGAUCAGUCUUUGGACAGUAGUGUGGAGAAUAAGGACUGGGAGAUUGACCUUGGUUAA
This is a messenger RNA of Esox lucius (northern pike), 1309 nucleotides long. It is a transcript of the gene henmt1, whose product is annotated as HEN methyltransferase 1. Gene Ontology annotation, biological process: siRNA processing; RNA methylation; piRNA processing. Gene Ontology annotation, cellular component: nucleus; cytoplasm. The coding region runs from base 74 to 1309 and encodes 411 amino acids. Lineage: Eukaryota; Metazoa; Chordata; Actinopteri; Esociformes; Esocidae. Gene Ontology annotation, molecular function: RNA methyltransferase activity; O-methyltransferase activity. The record is from RefSeq and is a predicted model, not a curated record. The transcript has 6 exons.